CUCUGUUUUCUCGCCUUUCUCUUUGAUGUUGCUGCCGCCAUUAGAGCACCUUAAUCAAGGUCCAAUUCGUCUCCAAAUUCGCUUCAGAAUUCAAUUCAAUUCUCGAAUACAUUCAUCUACUUGAUUAUUUCAAGAUCAGUAUUCUUUCGAGCAAUGGCAUCAGAAUUUCAUCAUAGUUCGUCCUCAUCAUUGACGGAAUCAAAUUCUGUUGUGGAUAAUGAACAAUAUGCAAGUUGUUCUAAUUCAAAUGUGGCUGUUACUCCUGAAGUAAUUCCUAUAUUAAGUCCAGGGGGAACGAGAGAAUGGAUUCCAUGUUGUUCUGAUGAGUUAAAACCUGUUGUAGGGAUGAAAUUUAUGAGUGUCGAAGAGGGUAUUUCAUUUUAUAAAGCAUAUUCAAAAGCUGCUGGUUUUGUGAUGAGGAAAUCUACUGCUACAAAAAGGAAGGCACUAGACGUUAUUGCUUUUCAGUAUUGUUUAUGCAACAAGGCUGGUUUCAAAGAAAAAGCAAUAGUUAAGGUUGGAGGCAUGCCAAAUGUUAAAAAAGGGGAAGGUAAUGAAGAUAAAGUACCUAUACCUCGAAGAAGGCUAGUUACUCGUGUUGGUUGCAAGGCUCGGAUGGUUAUGAAGUAUAAAAAUGAAGGUUUUUAUGUGGUGACUGAAUUCCGAGAGCCACAUGUUCAUGCUCUUUACACCCCGGGUUGUCUAAAAUUUCAGAAAGCGGGUAGGAAAAUGAAUAUUCUUCAUAAGAAGAUGAUUAUUGAUAAUUCGAAGGUGAACAUUGGUCCGGUUAAGACUUUUAGAUUGAUGAAGGAGUUAGUUGGAUCGUAUGAUAACGUUGGUGCAUCCAAGCAAGAUUUCAAAAAUUUUCAUAGAGAUUUGAAGGCUUACAUUGAAGGAUCGGAUGCCCAAAUGUUUGUGAAUAACUUUCAGAACAAGAAGUUGUUAUGGAGUGCAUUUUUCUUUGACUAUGAGGUGGAUGAAGACGAGCAACUUUGUAAAGCUUUUUGGGCAGAUCCAAUAUGUAGAAAGAAUUAUGCACUCUUUGGUGAUAUGGUUUCUUUUGACACCACAUUUCAAACAAAUAGGUAUAAUAUGAUAUUUGGCCCAUUUACUGGAGUUGAUCACCACAAGAAGUGUGUUACUUUUGGUGCUGCUUUAAUAGCCCAUGAGGACAUCGUGUCUUUUGAGUGGGUUUUUAGAACUUUCCUCAAGGCAAUGGGAGGUAAUGAGCCAGCUUGUUUGAUUACGGAUGAAGAUCCGGCAAUGAAAAUAGCUAUUCCUAAAGUGUUUCAGACCGCUGAGCAUAGGUUUUGUAUGUGGCAUAUAAUGAAAAAAAUGCCUGAGAAAGUCGGCCGUCAGAUUACGCAAGAUACCCUGUUUCUUAAUAAAAUUUGCAAAUGUGUUUGGAGUGAAGAGAUUGAGCCAACAGAAUUUGAAGAGAAAUGGGGAAAGGUUCUUGAUGAGUUCAAGCUUCAAGACCAUGAGUGGUUGAAGCAGUUAGAGUGA
Spinacia oleracea (spinach) is the source of this 1506-nucleotide messenger RNA. Its product is annotated as protein FAR1-RELATED SEQUENCE 5-like. The transcript is spliced from 5 exons. The coding region runs from base 154 to 1506 and encodes 450 amino acids. The record is from RefSeq and is a predicted model, not a curated record. Lineage: Eukaryota; Viridiplantae; Streptophyta; Magnoliopsida; Caryophyllales; Amaranthaceae.